AAAUAAUGGAUCAAUUUAAUUUAAGAGGAGUAAUCUUAGGUGCUUCAGGAGCUGUAGGAAGGGUAAAAAGAUUAUAAUAUAAUUUUUUAGGAAUUAGUUACUGAAUUAUCAAAUUCUCCAAAAUGGACUGAAAUAGUAUUAAUAGUUCGUAGGAAAUUAGAAUAAUGGGAUACACUUCCUAGUAAUAAUCUAUUAAUUAAACUAAAGAUAAGAAUAAAUUAAGGAUAAUACAAGUUUAAAAUUUAGAUACACUUGAAUAGACUGAUGAAUGGAAAAAGUUUGCUAAUUUUAAUACUUUUUUUUGUGUUCUUGGAUCAAGAGUAAAAGAAGGAGAUGCUUAAUUUACAAAAGUCGAUCUCACUUAUCCAAUCUAUGGAGGUAAUAUAGCAAAAGCAAAUUGUAUUUAUUUUUAUUUUUAAGGUAUAUAGCAAUUCCUCAUUAUUCUUUAUUAACCUCAAUUGGAGCAGAUAAAGGAUCUAUGUUUUUAUAUACUAGAAUUAAAGGACUUGUUGAAGAGGCUUUAACAAAAUAAUAAUUUCCAUAUCUGACAAUUCACAGAGCAGGUGCUAUCUUAAAUAGAGUUAAUGAUGAAAGAUUUGGAGAAACUUUUCUUAAAUAUAUGCCAUUUAUUGAUAAAAUUGAAUGCAAAGAUUUAGCUAAAGCGCUUAGAAUAGAUGCUGAAAAAGCUUAUUUAGAUUUAUAAAAUUCCAAUUCAACAGAUUCUAUUGUUAGAAUAAAUACAAAUAAAAUGCUUUUAGAUUUUUCAAAAUUAUGA
This is a messenger RNA of Paramecium sonneborni, 775 nucleotides long. NCBI's taxonomy places the organism in Eukaryota, Ciliophora, Oligohymenophorea, Peniculida, Parameciidae. The record is from the annotation of a GenBank genome assembly.